UAAGUAUCUAGACAAUAACCUACCGAUCCAAGCAAGUGAAUUUCCAAGUUCCAAAUAAAUAUAUGACAAAAAUUGGUAGGUACACCUACUAAAAUGUAAAAAGAAAUAACAUCAGCAAAGUAUAGUCAAAAAACCGUUAUAAUAUGGAGUCUGGCGAGAAAAUUCCCAAUAAAACUGUGGAACACCGGGCAAAUAUUAUAUCCCAAUUAUUUUUCUGCUGGGUAUUGCCAUUCCUCAAAUUUGACAAAGAUACUCAAUUAAAAGAUAUAAAAGACGACAAUGUAGCACAGGAUGUGUCUUCUACAUUGACAGACCAGUUAGAAAAAAAUUGGAGAGAAGAAAAUACAAGGGCUAGAAUCAAGAACACCUCCCCAAAAUUGCGAAAAGCGAUACUCAGAACAUUCGGAAAAUCCUAUGCAUUUUUUGGGUUACUGAUGUUUCUACAAUGUAUUUUGCUAAAGACAAUGUUGCCAAUCGUUGUGGCCGAGUACCUGAAAUACUUUGAUGGCGCUGACGUCACCGAUAAUACAGGGUGGUGCUUAGGUGCUGUCAUAGUGGCUUUGGCCUUAGCAGACGUUUUCGUGCAUCAUCAUUGUCAAGUGGGAUUUUCCAGGAUCGGCAUGAGGGCCAGGACAGCUUGCUCCUCCAUGGUUUACAGGAAGAUCCUGAGACUGAGUCAAUCAUCCCUCGACAAAAUAGAUUCUAAUCGUCUAGUAUCAUUGUUAUCCAAUGACGUCAUGAAGAUAGACAUCGCAGCACCUCUGGAACCUCACUUGUACAUAAUGCCCAUACAAUAUUUGGGGGCCACUUUCGUUCUGUAUGAUUGUGUGGGCCUUGCAGGAUUCGCAGGACUUUUGGUGAUGUUAUUCCAGUCGGUACCUUUGCAAUAUUGUCUGUCUAAAAUCCAAUCGGUAUUCAUGAAACGAAUUACAUUGAUCGCUGAAAAGAGAAUUGGGCUAACUAAAGAAAUAAUCAAUGGCAUACAAAUGAUCAAGCUGAAUGCUUGGGAACAACCAUUUGAGAAAAUGGUGGGAGCUACUAGAAAGCUAGAGUUGGACCAGAUAAGUAAACUCACCCACAUCAAAGCCAUUACAGACUCUUUUUCAACCCUAUCAGAAUACGCCGCAAUUUUAGCUACCUUAGCAACUCUAGUACUACUAGGAGAGCAACUAGAAUCCAAUGUAGUAUUCACAGCCAUCUUGGUCUUCAGCAUGCUUCAAUAUACAUGCUAUUGUUUUCAAGAGGCUCUGGUGACUAACGAACAAUCCAAGUUAGUAAUGGAUGAGCUCGAGGAAUUCUUGGCUCCAGAGGAAAAAGGGGAUGAAGUGAGGGUGAUAAGUUAUACGAAAAAUAGAAAAGUAGGGUCUCUAAGAGCUACGGAUGCUCGUGCCAGGUGGGGUUCCACAACAAUUCUGAAGGACAUCAAUAUGAAACUCAGCUCAGGUAAGCUUUGUUGCAUCGUGGGUCAUCCCGGAUCUGGGAAGACUUCUUUGCUACUCAUGCUGCUCAAAGAGAUGCCGCUAAUGUCGGGAAAGGUCGAUCUAGUAGGCACCGUUUCUUACGCCUCACAGCAACCUUGGAUAUUCGCCGCUAGUGUCAGAGAUAACAUACUAUUCGGGCGGCCUUAUAACAGAUCCAAGUAUCGAACUAUUACCAAGGCGUGUGGCUUGGACAUAGAUUUCUCCCAAUUUCUCGAGGGCGAUAAAACCAUUCUGUUGGAUAAAGGGCCUUCGCUGAACGAAGCUCAAAAGGCUAGAAUUAGUUUAGCUAGAGCUGUGUAUGCUGAUGCCAAUGUUUACCUUCUCGACGAUUGUUUCUCAAAAAUGGAUCCACAACUCGCUAAGUCCAUAGGUUCAGAAUGUAUCCUGAAGUAUUUGGGAAAUAAAACCAGGAUAUGGGUAACGAACCAACUGGAGUUCGUCAGAGAUGCUAACCUAGUCGCAGUCUUGGAAGACGGAAGAAUAGCUAAAGCUAUGAAGUAUCAAGAGUGGACAGAAAGUGACUUGAACGAAUUGAAAUCCAAGUUUUCUUUAGUCGAUCAUGAUGGCAAAGGUCCACAACACAAUGUAGAACGUAGAAGGUCUUCAAUUUCGUCCACCUAUAGCUUCCUUGAUAGAGAUGAUUUCAUAUCGGUCCAAGAAGAAGUUGUUGACUACAACUUCCGUAGUGUUUUAACAGAUUAUCUCAGAGCAGGUGCCAAUACUUGUCCCUUGGUGUGUCUAGCUAUUUUGUUUGUAAUCUCCGAAGUGGUUUUAACUCUGAACUAUCUCUGGAUCACAUAUUGGGUGGACGCCAAUUCUACUAGGUAUGACUCGGAGAGUAAUCGGCCUUUGAUGUAUACAGCUUUUAUACCGAACAUCCUGUAUGUGGGCCAGCAGCAAAACGUCAGCCAAAAAGCUAGAGGAAGGCAUCACAAGCAUUCAUAUACCUUAUUUGGGAUACAGGAGAAUUAUUUCUUCAUAUAUGUGCAAGCUGCCAUUGUUUUGACUAGCUUCCUCUUGCUGAUAUCAAGAUCAUUUGUUUUUCGAACGAUAUGCUUGGUUGCCACAAAGAUACUACAUGGCAGUAUGUUUAGCAACGUGCUUAUGGGUUCCAUGAAUUUUUUCUUGAAGAAUGCACCAGAGAAAAUACUGCAUACGUUUUCUGAAGACUUGAGAACCAUAGAAUUCGAGAUGCCACAAGCGACCAUCAAUAUUAUACACUUGCGUUUGGUACAAGUUGGUAUGGUGCUGAUGGUUUUUCUUGCUUCUCCAUUGACGAUCGUUCCAGCUUUCUUAGUAGCCAUAGUGGCUGUUUUUUUGGUGAAAUAUUAUUCCAGUGCCGUUCAAACUAUCAAAAAACUGGAAAGAACAAGUCGUGAUCCUAUGAUUUCUCAUAUUCACUCCAGUGUACGGGGUGUUGCCAUAAUAAGGUCUUCCGAAGCGGAAAAAAUGGUCACUGAGGAAUAUGGUGCCAUGCAAGAUAGACAGAACUACUUCAGAAUGAUGAUUUUGAUGAUCAGCGAAGCUUUUGGGUUCUAUCUCGAUGUCAGUUUCGUGUUUUUCUUGGCUGCAGUCAUAUUCCAUUUCAAUGCAUUGAAGAAUGAACAUACUUUGAGUGGUUGCGUAGGUCUAGCAAUAUCGCAGAGCAUAGCUUUGAUAGGCUUGCUGCAACUGGAAAUUCGAAAAUCCAUCAAACUGUCAUUCAAACUAGCCAGCGCCGAAAGAAUCUUCAAAUAUACAAUGUUGCCCAAAGAAAUUCCAGACGAGCAAGUCAGAUUCACGCCGACUAAUUGGCCUCAUUUCGGAAAAGUCAUCUUCAGGAAUGCUUUUCUUCGGUACUCUCCCGACGAACCACCCAUCUUGAAUAACCUCAACAUGGUCGCAUUACCUGGUGAAAAAGUCGGCAUCAUCGGCAAACCAGGCUCUAGCAAAUCGUCCGUCAUCGCAGCCCUUUUCCGGCUGGCGCCCAUCGAAGGGCACAUCACAAUCGAUGACGUGGACACGUCUGUGACCAGUUUGAACACGCUCAGAUCCAGCAUCUCCCUCAUACCACCCGAUCCGCUGCUGUUCUCGCCCUCCGUCAAGUUCAACUUGGACCCUUUCGACCGCUUGGCCGACGACGUUCUUUGGAAAGCCCUUGAAGAGGUGGAGUUGACAGGAGUUAUAGGCACUCUUUCUCAGCCAGUCAAUGAACGCGGCUCAAAUUUCAAUUUGAGUACCAGACAGCAGAUUUGUUUGGCGCAGGUGAUACUAAGGAAAAAUAAAAUCGUUAUUCUGGAUGUGUCAACAGAACAUAUUGACCCACACAUUGACCAAUUGACCAAUAAGACCUUGACGGAAAUCCUGAAAAACUCCACCGUCCUCGUCAUCACCCACCGACCCGACUUGGUAAUGGACUGCGACAAAGUUCUCGUGAUGGAGACAGGCAGGGCGACGGAAUGCGGCCACCCCCACGUGCUGCUACAGCAGCCGGAGGGCGUCUUGGCCAAGAUGGCGCGAGAGUGUGGGGAAGAUGGCGAGAAAAGGAUGAGGCAGAUGGCCAAGGAGGAUUACGAUAGGAAGCAUUUCGGGAUCGAGUUCACUUUCGAUCGGUUCGAAUGACAGGGAAGAUGGUGGAAUAGUGUGAAUAUUUAGCUGAUGUGUUGAUACAGUUUGUUACAGCGUAGAAAUAAAUUAUUUUUAUUCGAUCUAAG
Molecule: messenger RNA, 4174 nt
Organism: Phaedon cochleariae (mustard beetle)
Lineage: Eukaryota; Metazoa; Arthropoda; Insecta; Coleoptera; Chrysomelidae
Source: the annotation of a GenBank genome assembly